Molecule: messenger RNA, 1200 nt
Organism: Theileria equi strain WA
Lineage: Eukaryota; Apicomplexa; Aconoidasida; Piroplasmida; Theileriidae
Exons: 1
Coding region: 745-1134 (129 amino acids)
Source: RefSeq, a predicted model, not a curated record
CACUAUGAAUAUGAAUUACGGCACAGUAGAGUCGUGAGUCGGGGAUAAUCAUCCCAUUGUGCCCGUGUGUGUUCAUAUAGUGACUGCAUUAGUGCUCCCACGGGGAGCCUAGUGAACGAGGAGUUUGAGAUGGGCCGGGAAACUGCCAUCGACAGCAACCCACUUUCCAUUCUUCUUUACAAAUCCGUGCUCCUUUAGACCGUCAGGGGUCAAAACCAACAAAUGAGCGUGGAGUCCGUCAUGGGCGAGUGUGACAUGGAGACCCCUCUCACCUCCCCUGGCCUCCCAGAGGACCUGGUCACCGUCAACUACCUUGAAUACAGAGGCAAGAACGGAGCAAAGGAAGACGUCAAAUGGAAGUCCAUGAUGUCCUCCCUUAUAAAGCAAGACAUGAUGACCGGGUUCCUUGGCUGAAAGGUCAACAGAAGUGAGAAAUGGCUCUGCUGGUGCCCUCUUGUCAAGGUAGCCCUUGAAGCCAAGGGGAGUCCAUUUACCUCCAACCUUCUCAAAGCACUUUUCUAGAGCAUGACCAGACUCUACCAGAGAAAGGCGUGCAAAGUCUGAAACUCCAUUCAAAGCGUGAACGGAAAGAUGUAGACAUUUAUCGCCUGCAUGUCCGGCCUUCCAAAGUACGUCAUCCCCCUCCUUGACACCGACAAAGACUACACCAAGACCUGGUACGAAGGUGGUACUGAGGUUGUGUCCAUAUUUGAAUGGCACUGAGACUACCUUGUCUGGGUCAGCAUGAGCGAGAUCCAAGACAAGUUCCUCUGGAUUGAAAUGAUUGUGAUGUCCAUGGAGCUUGUUCUCAUAGGCUACCUUGGUCACGCCCUUCCACUCGAGGUUCUCGAAGACAAAGUAGAGGUCAGAACCGUCAAAGUGCAAGAGGAGAGCGACUGGAAGGUUGCCGAGUUUGUGAAGGGUGAGAGAAAGAAGAGCUGCUCCAGCCUCCCAAAGAACGUGAACUCCAUGUGUAACCUUUACUACGUCAAAACCUGGCUUUGGUGUGGCCUUAACAAAGAGGUAAACACCGUCAAAUCCACCAGAAAGCAAAAAGUGGCUGGGAUCAGAAGGGGCAAGAACGUCAAAGGUCAAACCGGUCAUUGUAUUGGUCAAUGCUUAAAAGAAGAAUAAAUCUCGUGUUUCAGAGAAGGAAAUUGUAGCGCGUGUGUGAAAAUCUAAAGGAAAUUCAGUGAUUCU